AUGCAGCAGUUUCCCGAAUUUGGGUUCCUGCAUAAGCCUACAUUCUUAGAAUAUGACUACAACGAUGAGCUUUCUUCCCUGAAGCUAUGUGCUGUAAUGGCCUUGUGUGCUCGCUACAUGCCAGAGACGGUUAGCCUCUAUGGAAGCCCAUUGGCAGCCUCGAAUCACUUUGCAGGAUAUGUUCGGAAAGAAGUGAUGGAGCAUGUGGCCGUUCAUGCCGAUAUUGAGAUUAUACAAACCCUGGUCCUACUAGGUCUUCACGACUGGGGCUGCUGUAACGGUUUCAGUGCAUGGAUUUAUAUUGGCAUGGCUAUUCGCACCGGACAGAUGCUUCAAGCUCGGCUAGAAGAAAUUGGAAAAUCUCAAAAGGAGCAACCAAAUACUGUGCUUCGAGAGACUAUCCAUCGGACUAUCUGGGCAUGUUUUGUGAUCGACUGCAUGCUUGGCUGCGGAAAGCACCGUGUACGAACUUUCGAGGCAGAAAAAGUCAAAAUCCCUUUGCCCAUCAAUGAUGAAGACUAUGUUUUUGGCAAUGAUUCUUCACCCAACCCAACCUACCUAACUAAACUGGUCUUUGAAGGAUAUGCCCAGUCGCUGCAAUCCCCAUCACAGAAAUUAGGGGUUGAAUAUUGCCUAUCUUUGACUAUUCAGGGGUUUGAUAUCUGGUCAAAACUUUCACAGUGGAUCUGUACUGGAGGCAGAGGAGGGGAUCUCCCAAGUUCACACGACCCCCCUUGGAAAGAGACUACUUUUUGGUACCGCACUAUGACAUCACUUGAAAACUGGCGGGCGAGCCUCUCUCCUCGUUUACUCUACUCAUCGGGAGGACAUAAUCUCCUGGCUCACAUCGCCCGCAACCAGGGAGAAAGCUUCGCCACCAUCAACCUUCUUUACUAUCUCAUGGUCAUCUUCUUGAACAGAGAGUAUAUCCCAUUUUUCCCCCAUCGGAUAAAAUCACCCUGCGGGCCAACCGACCCCCCGUUACUGAAAGAGCAGGCCCCUCCUGGAUGGUGGGAUCGAGGCUCAAUUGAGCUUUUUGGGGCUGCGUCAUCAAUAAUUAAACUCCUCCAAAGCCUUCAACAACAUGGAAUCCAGCUUCAGACACCAUUCACGAGCUUUUGUGUCUUUAGUGCGGCUACCACCCUCUCUUACGCAAAUGCUUGGCCGCAUAUGGCACCAGGAUUUCAAAAUGCAGGAGAAUUAUAUACUUGGGGGUUGAAAUGGCUCAUUGAGUCUAGUGAGCUGUGGAAAAUUGCCGAAGGAUGGUGCGAUACACUCACCAGUGUAUCGCAACUAUACAUACGCAUUAAGAAGGAUACAUCCAGGUUUUGUGAUGUCGGACGCGAGCCGUUUAUCGACCUUGAGGAUAGUAUCCAAAGGUUUGCAGAAACUGAGUCAGGGCGGAUACCUGCAGCAAAUAUCCUUGUUUCUCUGUCUCGAAAGGCACCGCAAGCAACAAAGGAUAAAGAAAAAACGAGCGCUUCACGGGUAUCACAUGAAACUAGGCUGUGUGAUGUGUCUCCCGGCACGAUCGAAACCCAAGAAGUUGAAGAGAGUAGGGACGAAUCUUUACGCAGUAAUGAAGGGACACCAUUUGCACAAAGUACUCAUUCUGAGUAUAUCAGUGAGGAAUUUGCGGAUAGUCAGGAUAUCAUUGCAAGUAUGAUGGGUGAAGGAGCGGGCCUCAAUUGGUUUCAUGACUUAUCUUGGUAG
Messenger RNA from Penicillium taxi, 1713 nucleotides. RefSeq names its product fungal specific transcription factor domain-containing protein. The transcript has 2 exons. The record is from RefSeq and is a predicted model, not a curated record. Gene Ontology annotation, molecular function: DNA binding; zinc ion binding. Bases 1 to 1713 code for a protein of 570 amino acids. Gene Ontology annotation, biological process: DNA-templated transcription. Gene Ontology annotation, cellular component: nucleus. Lineage: Eukaryota; Fungi; Ascomycota; Eurotiomycetes; Eurotiales; Aspergillaceae.